Molecule: messenger RNA, 6767 nt
Organism: Porites lobata
Lineage: Eukaryota; Metazoa; Cnidaria; Anthozoa; Scleractinia; Poritidae
Source: the annotation of a GenBank genome assembly
AUGGCGGCAGGGUUGGUUUUUGUCAAAGUUGUUUUGUUGUGUACAUUUGCAACCCUGACGAGGACACAAAGUAACAGGACAGUCUUUUCACCAUCCUCAUCCUCAGGUAACUCACACGAAAGCGUUUUGGAUCGGUGUUUUCAAAAAUGCGCGAGUUUAUUAUGCGUGAUUUCUGUUCCUGCAUUAGCAUGUCAACUCAUAGACAAACAUAUGCAUUUGUCUUGUCAUGUACGUGUGGAAUUUACAGAAACCGGUCGUUUCGCCAAUGGUCAUUUCGCAAACGUCUCUGGUCAGUUUUCAAACGUGUAGAAGUCAGUUCACAAACGUCCAGCAGUCACUUCGCAAACGUUAUUUACAUGUCAACCUGUGUUUUAACAAAACGGUUCAGAAUACGGUCAGUGUAAAACGUAGACUGCGGACUGCGGACUGCAGACUGCGGACCAGGGGUAAAAUGCAGACUGAGUGUAAAAUGCAGACUGCAGACUGAGGGUAAAACACAGGUUGCGGUAAAAUGCAGACCGAGCAUAAACUGUAGUCUUGAAAGGGUUUAAGGGCAAAAAAAUCCCCUAAAAUACAUGUAAACAAACACUUACUUGACGACAUCUGCUUUCACAAAUCCAUUCCUUUCUUCUCUGGAACGUCGUCGACAACCUGAAAGCAUAAUCGCAAUCUUGAACCUUUUUUUCCGUCCGAGAGACUUCACGCUUCAACUUCAGAUGUGAAGUUUUCGAUGUACGUGACCAGGGACCGUGAACUGGUACACCACGAUGUUUACGCCUAAAUGAAAGCUGCUGACCCAAAAUACUGUACAGGAAGAAUUAUGGCGAUACAAAGGGAGUAAAUCAUUCCAACAACAAAGAAAGAUGUUCUGCAGGAAAUUUGGAUGACCUUCUAUGAAAGUAUUGCAAAUCAAGGUACGCAGACUUAAGCUGUUCUGAUGUUCAUUGAAACUUCUGGCGAAUGUGCAAUUCACUUCGAUUAGGAAGCGAAGUGUGUAACUGAUACCGGCUACCUAUUUCACCAAUUUGGAGAAGAAGGAGCACAAAUGUUUAAAAAAGUCUACCGUCUUUAUUCUGCAUUUUGCACCCAGCCUGCGUUUUACUCUCAGUCUGCAGUCUGCAUUGUACACUCAGUCUGCAUUUUACCCCUGGUCCGCAGUCUGCAGUCUGCAGUCCACAGUCUGCGUUUUACACUGACCGGUUCAGAAUACUAUAUUUUGCGUAAAUUAUUGGGUGUGAAAUUUCACAUUACAAACAUUUACAUGACAACUAUACGAUUUAGAAUACUACAUUACAUGUUGUAUGUGUAAAUUAUUGGGUGUGAAGUCUCACAGCUGAUUUCAUGCUAAAGAAUAUUUCAUAAUCAAAUGGGCAGUGGAAGACUCACCACACUGACUACAAGCUGAUUGGAUACAAACAGACCGCCAUUUUGAAGUUGCUUUAUUCAAACCCAGUCCUUUAGGAUGAUUGUUCAUUCCACUCGUGCACAUGUGUGUGGUUUGGCACGAGUUUUGUUUCAUACAGCUUACCUCAUAGAAAGCACGCACAUGCUAUUGUUAUAUUAAUAAGAAUUAGUUGUCACCUAUUUAGUGGAAAACGACAAAUCAGUGGUGCCGUAUCUAAUCAACUACCAAUCACAUUGCUGUUAUUUUGAUCUGCUGCCACUGGGCACUACAGUAUAAAAAGGGCUGCGAAUUCUGUUCAUUUCAUUCAACGUACAGAUGUACCUUCUCGAUAUAGUCAUUCGACAACUUGUCACUCUGUGUCACUCGGAUCGCCCACAUGUCCCCGCAUGUAAUAAAGUAUAUUGUAAUUUAAAUGAAUUGGUUAAGUUAAUAGUAGUUGAUGCCGCUUGUUUUUUUUGCUCAGAAUUUGAAAAUGUCUGUAUUGGGGGGGCUGUCACUUGAACAGCCCACACUUCCCUGCAUGUAAUCCAUUUUAAGUGUAAGCAAUAAAUAUGUUUGUGUAUUACAGCAACUUUGUUUAAACAUUCCUGUAACAGCUUAGACUUGCUCACAAGUCGAGCUCAAAAUUUCCUCGAUGGCAAAACACGAGCGGGAGAUAUUUUACAUUUUUCUGUGGCCAAAACGAGCGAUAGGGUGGAAGGUACAGUGUACUACCGCAACUGGAAAUGGGAAGUGAAAGACAUCGAGACUUUCAAUGUAUGACACUUAGCAACCAUGUUAAUAUUUUUAACUAUUCUCGGUCAUAAUAGUUAUGGACCUUCCUUCAAAGAGGCUUCUUUGCACCCCAUCUUUACUGUGCUUCAACUUCAGCAACAACAAAAACAAGAGUUUGCACAGAUAAUUCAAAAGUGUUCGCUGUGCUUGUUAAAAGUUAUCUUUAAUUUAGCCCUUGGCUUUGAAUGCAGUAAAAUUUAGACUUAAAUCACUGGUUGAAUAAUAGGUUGUACAUGUGAUUUGACUGGCAAUGGAUGUGAUGUGAACUGCUGUUGUGAUCCUGAUUGUACCAGUGCAGAUCAACAGGCAUUUACAGAAUGCAAGGAUACAGAUACAAAGUAGGUUUCAUUUCCAUAUCUUUAGAGUUCUUGUUUUGUGAGACAUUGUACUUAAUAAUUACAUUGUACCUGUACCAUCUACAUAAUUAUGUAUGUAUACUUAGAUAAAGUUGUGUGGAGAAGAAAAAUAUUUUUUAAUUUACAAGUAGGUCCAUCAAGGUUUUGCUCUUUUGAGUCCAGCUAGAGGUAGUUUAUUAUGACAUAUCACAAUUGCAUAUUGCUGAAAGCCAGAAAUUGUCUUUCCUUUUUCGGGAUUACCUUUAGGUUAAAUCGCUCCAAAUCUAUGUUUCAGCUGGUUUAAUUGGCCUUCCUCGAGAAAAUUAAGAAAAAAAGUCAAUGUAGCCUACUGGCAUUCUUGUUGAGGCUAUUAGUGACAGCCCUGGAAAAGGAAAAAAAGCAUUUUGUGGCAAGUGGUUUUGGGAACAAAGUUCAUGGGUGCAGUUGUAGUUUUAAAAUUAUGUAGAUGCACUUAGAUGCACCCUACAGCUGUAUAUUUGGUUUGAUCGAGUUUAAAUCUCCAUGUGAGGUUUUUUGUACCUUUUUCACUUUUGGCUUUACCUUGCAGCCAUGAUGACCGUGUUUGUCUCUCCAAUGCAGCCCUCUUCACCUUCAGACAAAACACACAAUUUAAGACAGAAACUACUGGUUCUGGCCUCUUCUGUAUUAUUAGGGAUAACUGUAAGUUGUGAAAUAUUUCCUCAAUUAAAUGGCUCUUUCAUUACAGUUGACUCCCGAUAACCUGACCCUCGCAAACUCAAACCUCACGCUAACUUGAACCAAAGUUGAUUUCCCCCUGGGUUUCCUUCAUACAUUUACAUUUACUGUAAUUUUACCCUCGGUAACCAGAAAACUUGAUAACUCGAAUUAAUUUUUGUUUCCCUCAUACAAUUUCUAUAUAAUUAUUUUUACCCUUGAUAAUUUGAACCAUGUUUUAAGCUUGUGACAAGUUGCAAAAAAAAUAACAGUGUACAGAAUUCCGAAUCAUUGACUUUAUUUAUAAACAACAGUCUUAAUUCUUUGUUACGUUUAGGUCAACCUAGUUCAAAUUCAUUGUAACCAACCCUGUAUAGUUAUAGCAGAGCUCCACCCACGCGCGCGAGCAGAGCCCCAUAGCUAAGUAAAUUUGGUUACCUAUCCAUCCAAAAAAAUUUGGUAGUCACCUGACCAUACGCGCGUCUACCCUUCCGUCUGCACCACAGGCUCACCAAUAUAAAAAUAACUCAAUCAUCAGGUAUGGAAACCCAAAUACAGCUCAGGGUUUUAUUUGGAAGGAAAUUGCUCGAAUCUGCGUUUUGUUUUUUUCUUGCCUGUAUGAAUUUUGAAAAAGGGUUUUGUGAUUCUCUUUUUGCAACAACCAUGUUUCCUGCCUCUAUCCAUUAACAUCAUUAUAUCAGAACAUCUGAGGGGCAACUUUGCCUUUUACACCUGGCAUUUAUUUGGACUUGCAGCAUCAAUUUAAUUGAGAAAGAAAUUGUUUAGUAUACAAUGUACUGUUCGGUAUUUAAUACAUGAUGAUCCCUGUAUUGCAUACUAUAUGUCAGGUGCAUUUAUUUCAACCAAACCACCUUGUUAUCUACUUUGCAAGCUCACUUGUUAUAGAAUAGAUGUGUGUCUUCUUUGCUCAAGCAAGGAAAACGUCUAUAAGUAUAAUUUACAGGAAAGGAAGAUAUUAUUCACUUACUACAUACUGCGUAUCCUUAAACAAAUUGCAUCAGUGUUCUGUGUACAAUAAACAUGUAGUUCAAGGCUGAAUUAAUUGGAUUAAUGGAGAAAACAUCGCGUGUCACUUACAUGUAAUGAAUUUACAUGUUGGUAUUGUACAUUGAAAGUAAUAUAAUAUUAUGGUUUUCUUCAAGCACAAAUGAGAACAUGCCCAUUUUUUCUUGUUAGCUUGUUACUGAUUCAUUUACAGUGUUAAUUUGCAGUAUUCAUUCACGUAUCUGAGCGGGUACAUUGUUGUUCUCUAGGUGUCAGGGUUUUCAAUCCUUUUAUGCUUUGAUAAAUUGAUGCAAGAUGACCACUCACGCUAGGUGAUAGAACUUUAUAAUUUUCGUGUUUCACUCUGACACAGAUGGAGGACCAUAGAUUCUUAUGAAACUAACCCUUCUUUUAAUUUGUGAUCUAUCAGAUGAAUCUCGUAACUUCUAUAAUGAUGUUCAGACUGCCAGUACAAGUGAGGAGUUCUCCAAUCUCAAAAGUCAGUCAGUAUCAGCUGUGUAUGAUUAUCGCAGUGAAGGCACAGGCCAGACAACUGCAGCUUCAUCAUAUAAGGUGAUUACACUUGCAUGUAUUACUCAGACACAUAUUCAAAUUUUAGCACCAAACAAAGGGUGGGGUGGGUGCCUAUAAUAAAAGGGCUACAAGUAAGUGAUUGGCUACUACCUUCUGUAAUUCUAUCAACUGUUCACUUUAGUGUUAUAAUUGGAUGGAGUUUUGUUAUAAUCUGAACAAUCAAGGUGUGUUUUUUAACUUUAAUAAAUACUCUGGAUAUCAGAAAAAAUGAAUGUAAUAAUCAAAUUGUUUUAGUUUAUACAAAGUUAUUGCAAAAUGCAUUGCCAUUCAGAAACACAGUUUAUUACAUUUGUCCUUUUCCAAAUAGAUUAAAAAAACGGAAAAGUGGAGAUUGCUCUUAAAAUAUCAUGCAUUGCAUAAAUGUCACCUACAAAUGUACAUCGGCUGCGAUAGGCACUGAAAAAAAAAGCAGAUAGUGAGUAAAGUGUGCAAAUUAUUGAAUAGUGAUGUAAGAUACGAGCUUUGACAAACAUUUUGUUUAUUUGACUGCGAACAAAUGAUGGUGUUACAUUUUCUGUACUUUACAUUAGCAACAUUUUGGCCGAUAAUGUCUGUAUUAAUGAAACAGAAUAGCAAAUGCACUUGUAACAGUACCUUCUCAUGAACAGAUUGUCUCAGGUAACUGUACAGGUAUACCUGUAACAGAAAGCUAUAGUGUUACAUUUACAGUAGAUCACUGGUACAGUAUACAAUGUCCUUGUACUUGUAUCAUCUUGUAGUAGAUACCAAUACACAGUACAAGUACAACUGUAUCCAUUGGAAGCUUGUUUUGCAAUCCCACUGGUUCUAAAAAUGCUUUUUAUUUUCCUUUUGACUAGGCCUGUCACUAAGAUUUCAAGUUUGUGUAUGCAAAAAUUAGGCAAGAAGUUGAACAGCUGCUAAGUUCUUUAUGUUCUAUUUUCCUUUUGUUUCUUUUCAAAUUAGCAGCUGGUUGUGCUCACGGCUAAAACCCAGUCCCUGGCCCUUAGUGAAAGCCCUUCCUUCAUUCCCUUUGUACUACAGUAACUAUGUCUUGUUGGUGAACGUCUUUUUUCAUUAAUUUCAGGUGGGUGAUCCAGUGCUUCUUUGUUUAACAAUGGUGCAAAAGGAUUCCCUGUCUUUUUUCAAGCCACUGUUUGGAAGUGAAUGUAAUGACAACAACCGGCAGGUGUGUACAGAGUUAUUCCUUUUGUUUUAAACACCAUCUCUCAUUAUUAAUAACUACAUGUAUAAUCAGAUAUUGAGGAAUGCAGUGGUUUAAAAUACAGCUGUAUAUUGUAACAGCGGGCUUGAAAAAAAUAAAAUAAAUAAAUAAAUUCAAGCACUUCCUCUGUAAGUAGCUCACACAUUUUGCAUGCCUGGGGCAACCACUUUCUUGUUUUAGUUAACCCUUUAAAACCCAAGAUCAAAAUUUGAAUUCUCAUUUGUUGCCCCAUUCGCUUCCUACAGAAUUAGUGGGAAGAAGUUGAUAAAAUAUCAAUCAAAUUCAUCUUGUGUGACCAUGUCCGUAAUUUCAUGACUAAUUUGUCUUAGAGAGCAUAGAUAUUACAAGGAGAAAUUUGAUGCUGAUCACUGUUAGGGCUUUUAAUGAUUUAAUUGCAAUUGAUGAUGACUUGCCUGACCCUCACCCAUCGAGCAAGUAACCUUUUAAAGUUACUGGCCCAGCAAAAAAAAUUUUCAAGCUCUGACCAGCAGGUGGUGAAGAUACACCUUUCAUGAUCAUUGAGAGGAGUGUAAACCUUUCAUAAGGCCUCAACUGCUGUUUAAUAGACCUUUUCACCGCUUUUUGUCAACCGCUGACAUGGACAAGUUCAAGAAAAUCUGUUGACAUCACUGAAAAGAGCCUCUUAAAAUUAGUAAAAUUGCCAAGUUUGAAAAAAGAUUUGUUGAAAGCUAAUGAAGAUACAGCUCCUCAAAGUUGCAAAAUUUUACAGACAUUUGUAUGGCUCAUUAAUUUUAUUUGUCAGGAUAUCGCAUAA